UUAGUGAAGACAGAACCAAAGUAGUUAUUCAAUAGGUCUGCCAUGUCCUUGUUCCCCAUGAUCAAUUCACCUGUUUCUGACUGUAAGGGACCUACAAUUGUCUUAACCAAUCUUUUUCUUUUCACAUAUCUAUAAAAGCUUUUACAGUCAGUUUUUAUGUUCCCUGCCAGCUUUCUCAUAAUCUUUUUUUCCUUUCUUAACUAAGCCCUUUGUCCUCCUCUGCUGGACUCUGAAUUUCUCCCAGUCCUCAGGUGUGCUGCUUUUUCUGGCUAAUUUGUAUAUUUCUUCUUUGGAAUUGAUACUAUCCCUAAUUUCCCUUGUCAGUUCCCGUGUCCGAACCAUAUCUUCAGCACAUGGUGGCAUUUCGUCAGAUCUUCCUUUUGCAUCUUUCCUUUCCCAUUACCUUUAUCACUAGGUUCAGACAAGUUCUUCCCACUUCUCGUAGACGUAGACAUAUUGUUCCCCUUCAAGAAUCAGCAAAUAAAAAUUUUAAAUUCUAAGUUUAAACUAAGGGGAAAGGAACAAAACUGGGAGCAGCACAAAAACUGCAUUUACAGACAGGCGCAGUCUCCUGAUCUGGUAUUUCUUUAGGAUCCUGGCAGUCCUAGAAACCAUGAGGAAGACAGGUGGUAGCGACAGGUUCCUCCUCGUUGUUAGGUUUCCUGGUUUUCCUGUCAGCCCUCUUAAGGUCCUUCACCUUGUACCUAUUCCGUAGGAAUAUUGUGCAUAAUCUUCCUAUUUCCUCAGGGAGACUCUUCGGGCCCAAAAGUUUUUGCAUGGAUAAUCAAAGUAAAAAUUUGAUUUACUGAAGAAAUCCGGACUCCCAGAGACAUGCAAGACACUUCUGCCUGAGAUGCUGAUACCAGCUAGACUUUAUGGGCUCCCUAAGAUACACAAGGAAGGUGGAAAAUAUAUCUCAGCGUUGUCGGGAAUAUUUAAUAAAAAAGGUGAAUGCUGAGAACUGUGUUCGAUUACUCAGCUUCGCAGACAUGUACAACUGUGAAGAGCUCAAACUGAGUGCAAAGCGAAUGGUAGAGCAUAAAUUCACCACUGUUUAUCAUCAAGAAGCAUUUUUGCAGUUAUCACAUGAUCUACUGAUUGAUAUCCUUAGCAGUGACAAUUUAAAUGUUGAGAAGGAAGAGACGGUUCGUGAAGCUGCCAUGCUGUGGCUUGAAUAUGAUACUGAAUCACGAUCCCAGUAUUUAUCUUCAGUCCUUGGCCAAAUAAGGAUUGAUGCACUUUCUGAGGUAACACAGAGAGCUUGGUUCCAAGGCUUACCACCGAACGACAAGUCUGUUGUGGUGCAAGGACUGUACAAAUCUAUGCCAAAAUUCUUCAAACCACGACUUGGUAUGACAAAAGAAGAGAUGCUUAUAUUCACUGAAGUCACUGGUGAAAAUCCUCGUUCUUCCUUCUGUGCAGUUUGUUACAGUCCUCAGGCUGAGAAGGUAUACAAGCUGUGUAAUCCCCCUGGGGAUCUCCAGAGAGUGGGGACUCUGGUCACUCCUGAUAAUGAUAUUUACAUUGCAGGUGGACAGGUACCUCUGAAAACGUCCAUCACCAACAAUAGUAAAGCAACUAAACUUCAGGCUGCAUAUAGACCUGUUAAUUGUUUCUACCUGUUUGAUGCUCAGCUGAAUACAUGGGUUCCAAAGUCUCCAAUGCUGUGUGCUCGCAACCGGCCUUCACUGGUUUGCUGUGAAGGCUAUAUCUAUGCAAUCGGAGGGGACAAUGUUGCUGGGGAAAUGAACAAACGGACCGUAGAGAGGUACGAUUGUGAAGCAGAUGAAUGGACGUUAGUGAAUCCCUUGCCUUGUGCCUGGCAAUGGAAUGCAGCAGUGGCUGUGGAAGACUACAUUUACGUCAUGGCACACAAUCUAACAUUCUGCUACUGCCCACGUACCGACACGUGGGUGGAAAUGGCUGCUCGUCACACAAGCAGGUGUUUUGCCUCAGCUGCAGCCUUUGGAGAUAAAAUUUUCUACAUUGGUGGUUUGCAUAUUGGAAAUAACUCAGGCAUCCGAAUUCCUUCAAGCACUGUUGAUGGUUCUUCUGUAACUGUUGAAGUAUAUGAUGUGAUGAAAAAUGAGUGGAAAAUAGCAACUAAUAUCCCUGCAAAACGCUACUCUGACCCAUGUGUGAGGGCAGUAGUGGUCUUGAACUGCUUAUGUGUGUUUAUGAGAGAUACUCACAUGAAUGAAAAACCCAAGUAUGCAAUCUAUCAGUACAAUAUGGAGCUGGACCAAUGGAUCUUGCGUCAGUCCAUUUCCGAGAGAGUUCUCUGGGAUCUUGGCAAAGAUUUUCGGUGCACUAUGGGGAAACUUUACCCCUCGUGUCUGGAAGAAUCUCUUUGGAAGCCUCCACCAUCUCUGUUUUCGCAAGAUGGAGCAGAUGAGUUUGAAUUGGAUGGGGAGAUGGUUACCUUGCCUUUGAACAGUUAGCCAAAUGAGGGCACAGAUGCUGUGGAUUGCAAGGACAUACAGAGCACAGCAGAGUGCAUGUCUUCAAGCUUCCAGAUCAGGAUGGGGUUUAUAAGCUGUACCCAUAUUCAGCACAGCUUGUCACUAAGUUUGCAUAGUAUUGUAUAAAUAACUGAGAAAUGAGUUGUGUUAUAUCUUCUACUCCUAGAUACUGUGUUCUGCUAAAGAGAUUAUCAUAUUGUUACAGUGUGACUAGUUUUCAAAAGAACUUGUUUUACUUACACAUAUCUCUGGAUUUGACUAUGAAGAUAAGAGAUAUUGUAGAUCUUCCCAGUAAAACUAGGCUGGCUGCAGGUUCAGUCGAAACAUUGGAUUUGUUAGAUACACAUAAACCAGUAUCCAUAGAAGUAACCCCAGGUAAUAAAACUACCAAAUGGCUGGUUAUUUACCAGGUGUACAUUAGUGGAGCAGUCACUACCAUUCUAGAUUGACUGCCGGUCUCUUGUCGUGCGGGUCUGUGGAGUUUCAAUACUCAAUGUCUCCACAUUGCAAGUAACAUAGGCUCAUCCAUAUUACAAUUUCCUGCUGCUGAAUUGUCAUUUAAGACAAAUUUUGGUGAGUAACAACCAGGUCUUUAUUUUGUAUUCAUUAAUUUAAUAAGGCAACUGUUACUGUAGUGUGAUUGUGUAGAGGUAUCCUAGCUGUUGGGUUUUUAAUACAGUUGAUUUGAGUGAAAAUGUUUCCUGCGUGCAAGGGAGCAGAAUGGAACGGACCCAGCACUGCUCUGGCAUAACUCCCUGGAACCACUGGCAGUUGCUGGGCUUUCCAUUCUAAUAGGAGCACAGGUGCAUGUUCAGCUACAUUUGUGUUCCUUUGGCACUGUCGUUUGAAUUAACUUAAUUUAUUAAAAACCUUCACAAAAGGAAAUGUUUGUUUUCAUUUUUGUGAUUC
Messenger RNA from Mobula hypostoma (lesser devil ray), 3371 nucleotides. It is a transcript of the gene kbtbd2, whose product is annotated as kelch repeat and BTB (POZ) domain containing 2. The record is from RefSeq and is a predicted model, not a curated record. Bases 876 to 2441 code for a protein of 521 amino acids. Gene Ontology annotation, molecular function: protein binding. The transcript is spliced from 2 exons. NCBI's taxonomy places the organism in Eukaryota, Metazoa, Chordata, Chondrichthyes, Myliobatiformes, Myliobatidae.